Helobdella robusta is the source of this 357-nucleotide messenger RNA. RefSeq lists its product as hypothetical. Lineage: Eukaryota; Metazoa; Annelida; Clitellata; Rhynchobdellida; Glossiphoniidae. The transcript has 2 exons. Bases 1 to 357 code for a protein of 118 amino acids. Gene Ontology annotation, molecular function: DNA-binding transcription factor activity; protein dimerization activity. The record is from RefSeq and is a predicted model, not a curated record.
AUGAAUCAACAGCAGCGGCUUAUCGACCAUAGCAGCAACUUCGGCAAGAACAGCCCUAAAAACUACAAAAGCAUGACGAAGCAGCGGCGAAUUGAAGCAAACGCACGCGAACGUUCUCGCGUUCAUACAAUUAGCGCGGCUUUUGACAACCUUCGCAGAGCCGUUCCAACCUACACGCAAAACCAACGUCUAUCGAAGCUAGCUAUUUUAAGAAUAGCUUGUAGCUAUAUUUUAGCUUUAGCCAAACUCGCCGAAAUUGAUACGCAAGCUUCGGCUAAAAAUUUGACGCUCGGUUGUUGCGUGGAUUUAGUCACGCGUACGAUACGUGAUGAAGGGAAGACCAAAAGGAGCAAAUAA